Racocetra persica is the source of this 1011-nucleotide messenger RNA. The record is from the annotation of a GenBank genome assembly. Lineage: Eukaryota; Fungi; Glomeromycota; Glomeromycetes; Diversisporales; Gigasporaceae.
AUGAACUUUUUCGCACGAAGACCCUUGGCUAGUAUAGAAAACAUUUCACCGUUAAUACAUGAAAGUUCAUAUUGUGGAAUUAAAAACAUUAAAUAUGGUGGAAUUGAAAGCAAUAAUGAUUUAAGAUUUAAAAAGGAUAUAGAAGAUGAACUUGGUUUCGAACGUGAAAAGGAUACUGAAGAUAGACCUGCAAUUGAACGUGAAAAGGAUACUAAAGAUGGACCUAGUAUUGAACCUGAAGAUGGACCUGGUAUUGAACUUGAAGAGGACAUUGAUAUUAUUAGCGAAUCAGAUGAUACCUCUAAAAAUACAGAUAAUUAUCAACAUGAGCAUCUAUCUCCAAUCUGCAUUGAGAUCUACCAUGAAAAAACCUUUGGAACUUGGAAAGAAUCCAUGAUCCAUGACAGCAUACCUGGGACUGUAAACGUGAAUGCGUACAAGAGUAAGGGCCCUGAUAAUGAAACUAUAAUUAAAUUGACAUUGAUGCAUCCUGAACACAACCAUCAGUUGAUUUCUGAAAAUGCUAGCUUUGCUACUAGCUAUCAGAAACUUACCACAGAUAUGAAGGAGCUUAUUGAAAGUUAUAUAAUUUGUAAUAUUGAUGUCUCAUCCCAGCAAACAAUUGAAGCUACAGGAGUUCAGCCCAGAGCUUUUAUGAUUGAUGCAGAUCUAGGCCUUAAAAAAACAUUUGAGGAAUACUGGAAACAACUUAUGAUUGAUUUUCCAGAAUCAACUGAAUAUCUACUUAGACAGCUUGAUUCACAGGUUGUUGAUAAUGGGCCGAUUGAAUUUGAGUAUGAUUUCUGUCAGAUACGGUUUGACAAACUUCUUGAAGGGGUUGAUUAUUCCUUAGUUGCUGAAUCUGAAAAGGCCUAUUUUCAUAUUUCUCUUAUUCCAAGAUGUUGGUACAAAGAUGAAUUUAUGGACAUGGUGGUUGCUGAUGAGCUAUUUGUUAGAAACAAAUCAUUAGAAAAGAACAGUUCAAUACCAUCCUUACUUUCUUUUCCAGAU